GAAGCAGGAGUUGCGCGGUGGGGUUUGCUGGCGAGGCUCGUUGCGCUGAAAGGCUGCCGCCCCUCUCCUGCGGUCCUGCACGGAACAUGCGUGGCUCCGACUUGCGCUGACUUCUUUGGCCCAGAGAACGCGAGAGAAGCCGGGCUCCUCUUUGCCCUUCAAUGCCGUCCCGUCGCCUCUGGUAGGAGUACCUGGUUGGCUGCUGCAUUGCCAGAGUCCUGCCCGCGGAGGAACACUUAAUUGAUGAGCUGCAACUGAAUAUCUUCUCAUUCCAACACUGACAGCGUGCCUUUUGGAAAUGGAACCAAAUGUUUGCAAUCUGACCUUUGGUUUCCAGAGAAGCUCAACAUCUGAUGAUGACUCUGGCUGUGCCUUGGAAGAAUAUGCCUGGGUGCCACCAGGUCUUAGACCUGAGCAGGUACAGCUAUACUUCGCCUGUUUGUCAGAGGAGAAGGUCCCUUAUGUUAACAGUCCUGGAGAGAAACACAGAAUUAAACAGCUGCUUUAUCAGCUACCACCCCAUGAUAAUGAAGUUAGAUAUUGUCAAUCUUUAAGUGAAGAGGAAAAGAAGGAACUUCAAAUAUUUAGUUCACAACGUAAGAAGGAAGCACUGGGACGAGGCACAGUCAAAUUACUCUCAAGAGCAGUAAUGCGUACACUUUGUGAACAGUGUGGUACAAAAAUAAAUGGAGGUGAAGUUGCAGUGUUUGCAUCAAGAGCAGGACCUGGGGUCUGCUGGCAUCCAUCCUGUUUUGUGUGUACUACGUGCAAUGAACUUCUUGUCGACUUAAUUUAUUUUUACCACGAUGGAAAAAUUCAUUGUGGUAGACACCACGCUGAACUCCUCAAGCCACGCUGUUCAGCAUGUGAUGAGAUUAUCUUUGCUGAUGAAUGUACAGAAGCAGAAGGUCGCCAUUGGCACAUGAAACAUUUUUGUUGCCUGGAGUGUGAAACCAUCCUUGGAGGACAGAGAUACAUCAUGAAGGAUGGACGUCCAUUCUGUUGUAGCUGUUUUGAGUCCCUGUAUGCAGAGUAUUGUGAGACUUGUGGGGAACACAUAGGGGUUGAUCAUGCUCAGAUGACUUACGAUGGACAGCACUGGCAUGCCACUGAAACUUGCUUUUCAUGUGCUCAUUGCAAAGUUUCCCUGCUUGGCUCUCCUUUCCUUCCCAAGCAAGGACAGAUUUAUUGUUCCAAGUCAUGCAGUCUGGGCGAAGAUGUUCAUGCCUCGGACUCCUCUGACUCUGCUUUUCAGUCUGCCCGCUCAAGGGACUCCAGGAGGAGUGUUCGUAUGGGGAAAAGCAGUCGGUCAGCAGAUCAGUGUAGACAGUCCCUUCUCCUGUCCCCAGCUCUGAAUUACAAAUUUCCUGGCCUGUCAAGCACAGCUGAUGAUACACUUUCAAGGAAAUUGGAUGACUUAAGCCUUUCAAGGCAAGGAAUGGGCUUUGUUGAUGAAGACAUCUGGAAAGGAAGAGGGGAGCAAGAAAUUCCAGAUGAUCCUGAAGAAUGGGCUGAACAUGAGGACUAUAUGACUCAGCUACUUCUCAAGUUUGGUGAUAAAAGUCUCUUACAGCAAUCAGUGGAAGUAAAUGUUAGAGCAAAUGAACAAUGGGUAUCUGAAAGCAUGGUUAAAGGAAGUUCUGAGUUGAAUAAAAACAGCCAAAACCUAGCAAGUAAGAAAUACCAGGCAGAUAUGUACUGGGCUCAGUCCCAAGAUGGUCUAGGGGACUCUGCUUAUGGGAGCCAUCCAGGACCUGCCAGCAGCAGGAAGAUCCAAGAGCUAGACAUGGAACACAGUGCAACUAGGUAUAAACAUGACCAAAAGCCAUGGUAUGAAAAUUCACUGGAAUGUUUAUCAGACCUGAAACAGGAGCAGUGUGUUAGAGAUUCAAUGGAUUCGCUGGCUUUGUCCAAUGUUACAGGUGCUUCUGUAGAUGGAGAAGUUAUACCAAGACCAUCUUUGUAUUCUUUGCAAACAUACCAAGAGCUGGAAGUAGACAACUGUGAGAAAAUGAGUAACAUGGGAACCCUAAAUUCCUCAAUGCUUCACAGGAGUACAGAGUCCCUAAAAAGUUUAAAUUCUGAAUUAUGUCAAGGCAAUGCAUUGCCAGAUGAAAAGCCACUACAUAUGCCAGUUCUCAGAAGGUCCAAAUCACAGACUCGACCUCAGCAGGUUAAGUUUUCGGAUGACGUCAUUGACAACGGAAAUUAUGAGAACCUCGACAUUCGGCAGCCUCCCAUGAGUGAAAGGACUCGACGGCGAGUUUAUCAGUUUGAAGACCUUGGGACUAGGCAGCAACAUCGGCGCAGGAAGAGUAGAAAGUCUAGGUCUGAUAAUGCACUUCACUUGGCUGCAGAAAGAAAACUCUUGCCAAAGGAAAGACUUAAUUUUUAUUCCCCUCAGAAUUAUGAUAAAUCAGUGUAUAAUAAAAGUCCACAUACUAUUCGGGCAUAUACUCCAAACUCAUACAGCCAGUACAGCCGUAUUUCUUCAGACUAUGUAACAGGGAACCAUCAAGACCAGUUUUUGGGAUUCUUUGGUGAUGAGGAAGACUAUUGGUGUUCAACUUCAUCAUCAUCUGAUUCAGAAGAGGAAGGUUACUUCCUAGGACAGCCAAUUCCACAGCCCCGAUCAGUGAGAUAUCCCUAUUAUACAGAUGACCUUCCCAGUCCAACUGCUGAACUUCCCAGUUCUCCAUUUGGACAAAGAGCAACAAAACCCAAAAAGCGAAAAGGACACAAAGGCAAAAACUGCAUAAUUUCUUAAACUUUACUAGUAUCUAUGAGCAAUAUGCCUACACAGUUUUUAAAUAGCUUAAAUUACUUGAUGUGAAACAAUAGAAGCACAUGUCUCUCUUCCCCCUCCCACCCUCAUAUUCAGUCAAGGUGCUGAAUAAUGUAACAAGCAGGAGGGCUGCAAUAAUGUAAGAGUAAAAUUGAAAACAGAUUAUGAUGCUACUUUUGGGGCUAUGCCAACAAAUGGAGAAAUUGAGUUCUAAGUGGCUUUUUUUUUUAUUAUGUGAAAUCCAAGAAAAAAUGCAGUAUUAUUUAGACCUCAUUUACUACUUCAGCUGCCUAUUUAAGUCAAAUGACAAAAGAAUGAAUGUCUGAACAUUUUUACCCCACUUUUCGUUCAGUUACUCACCAAUUGUACUAAUGUAGCCCAACCAAUUUUGAUGCUAUGUAAGAAUUUCUUUCAAUGGUUGCUAGGAUUCAGCUAGUUAAGUCAAAGGAUAGGAUCAUCCUAAUUCUGACAACUUUUUAAAGAUAAAAUGUGGUGUGUCAGUUAAUUGCAUUAAGGCGAUUAGCCUGCUUCUUAUACAGAACUAUUGUGAAAUCAAGUUUGAAAUUCCUGUAUAUCUGAAACAUUAUUGCAGGUUUCCAAUAUAGUAGGAGCAGCAAUUGAUAUUUAUAAAGUUUCAAAACUGUAUUCAUAAAUUAACAGUGCAAAUAAUGUACAUAUUGUAAAGUCAAAAUUUAAGACUAUUUUUAUAUCCCUGAAUUACAAGACACUCGUUAAAAUUCCAAAGUAGUUUUAUUUGAGGGUUUAACAUCAGCUUGAGUCAGUCAGGGUUUGUUGUGUCUGCAAGUUUAUAUUGGCAAAAUGUUUAAUUUUUCUGACACUAAAGCUCUGUGUAUGCAUGGUAGAGCUAUGUAAAUAUUGUCUAAGCUAUGGUCCUUUUAAACAUUAAAGACAUUAUUUAUGGGUCAAGAAAACUAUAUUGUAAAAAUGUAAAAAACCUGUACCAAUAUGGAAUAUAUAAAUCCACCAAAACAGA
Messenger RNA from Sphaerodactylus townsendi, 3779 nucleotides. It is a transcript of the gene PRICKLE1, whose product is annotated as prickle planar cell polarity protein 1. Lineage: Eukaryota; Metazoa; Chordata; Lepidosauria; Squamata; Sphaerodactylidae. The record is from RefSeq and is a predicted model, not a curated record. Gene Ontology annotation, molecular function: zinc ion binding. The coding region runs from base 299 to 2767 and encodes 822 amino acids. The transcript is spliced from 8 exons.